AACAUCGAAUGUUCAGAAGAAGAAAGCUUGGAUUCGGAAUGCUGGGUGGCAGAAAAAGAAAGAGGGAGAAUGACUGGGAGAAAGACGCUGACAGGAUCGCCCCUGUCUAGGUAAACCUGGGUAAAUUCUUUCAGGAAUACAUUUAGGAAGUCGUGGAAUGACCUGAAAGAUGGCAGUCCCUGGCCGAGGCAAUGGACUGCGGUCAAGGCCGCGCGGAUUCGGACGGCUGCUUGUUGUCGCAGGAUUGUUUCUUCUGGUGCCAAUCUUCACCUUCGUUGCAAUUGAGCUUGCUGGAGAGCUGAGGACUAGCCCGCUGCCCCACUUGCAUGACUUCUAUCAUGGCUUCACCGAAGGCGAGGAAUCUGACCCCUUUCCACAUGGGGAGAAGCUGCAAGUUCAAGAUGGCGCCCUAGAAUCACCAAUCGGUGGCGAUGCUGCACCGAAGUUGAAAAAUAAGGUUGGUGAUGUCCCUGAAUUUGCUUUCCAGCAGAUUGGUGGUUUGGGAGAGUUGGUCAAAGAGCAGUAUAACGAUCUGAUGCGCGACAGGCCCGCCACGCGCACGGCAGUGGAUGCGCAAGAGCCAGGAUGCACUUUUGCGCUGGGUGUCGAUAGGACGGAAAACAUCACGACAAAGCGGCUGUACGACGAGAUAGCCUUUAAGAAUGAGGAGGGGGGUGUGUGGCGCCAAGGCUGGCCGAUCACAUAUAAGGGAAGCGAGUGGGACAAGCGCAAACUGCGCGUGUUUGUGGUGCCGCACUCGCACAAUGACCCGGGGUGGAUCCGAACGGUGGAGGAGUACUACAACGAGCGGACGUUCAACAUUUUGAACGUGAUCGUGCAAGCGCUCAAGGCGGAUUCACGGCGCAAGUUCAUCUGGGAGGAGAUGUCGUACCUGUCAAUGUGGUGGAGCGAUGGGAGAGUGACGCAGGCGCAGAGGGACGACUUCACGUGGCUCGUGCAGACGGGGCAGCUGGAGAUUGUGGGGGGGGGCUGGGUCAUGAACGACGAGGCCAACGCGCACCACUUUGCCAUCGUGGACCAAAUGAUCGAAGGCCAUGCCUGGAUCGCCAACCACUUAGGCCCCGCUGCCCUGCCCCGCACUGCGUGGGCCAUCGACCCGUUCGGUCACUCCCCCAGCAUGGCCUACAUCAACAAGCGCGCGGGCUUCGAGAGCAUGCUCAUCCAGCGCACGCACUACGAGGUCAAGAAGAAGCUCGCGCUCACUCGGGACCUCGAGUUUGUGUGGCGCCAAGCGUGGGACCCCGCAGAAACGACGGACAUCGUCACGCACAUGAUGCCGUUUUACAGUUACGAUGUGCCCCACACGUGCGGGCCGGACCCGGCCGUCUGCUGCCAGUUCGACUUCCUGCGGCUGCCGCGCUCGGGGAGCACGAUCUCGUGUCCCUGGAACAUUGCGCCGGAGGAGGUCAACGAGCACAACGUCAAGGAGAGAGCGGAACUGAUCCUGGAUCAGUGGCGCAAGAAGUCAAUGCUGUUCCGGACGAACGCCGUGCUCAUUCCGCUGGGGGACGACUUCCGCUACCAGAGCCAGCUCGAAGCGGAGCUGCAGUACAACAACUAUCAGGCCAUCUUCGAUCACAUCAACCGCCAGGCUGACCUCCACGUGGAAGCCCAGUGGGGCACCCUUAGAGACUACUUCCAGGCGCUGAGGGAGGAGCUGGCCGCGGAUUCUCCGCUAGACGUGCCAAUGCAAUCGGAUACGCUUCUCCCGGCGCCUGGGAGCCUCUCGGUGCUUUCCGGCGACUUCUUCACGUAUGCGGACCGGAUGCAAGACUACUGGAGCGGGUACUACGUCUCGCGCCCCUUCUACAAGUCGGUCGACCGCGUCCUCGAGGAAACGCUCCGCGCGGCCGAGAUCCUAUUCACACUGAGCGCCCCCCAGUGCGCGCGCGGGAGCCUGGACCCCUUGCACGCGCACCUGGUGCGCGCGCGGCGAAGCCUGGCCGUCUUCCAGCACCACGAUGGCGUCACCGGCACCGCCAAGGACCACGUGGCAGCGGACUACGGGGAGAAGAUGCACGUGGCGCUCAAGGGCCUGCAGACACUGAUGGCUGCCCUGCUACCGCUCCGCCUUGCUCCCGCUGGCACCCUCUCGUUGUGCCGCCCCGAUUUGGAGUCCCUGUUCUUCAUCCCCGAGGAGUCACGCUCCGCGCACCAUCUCCUCCCGAAGAAGCGCCCGGUUGACGUCUCCCGACUAGGUUCCAGACUGGUCCGCAUAGUGCUCUACAACACCCUGGGGGAGUUCACCGACCAGGUCUUCAGCACGCUGGUCCGCUUAUCCUCCGAGGACGUAUGCGUUUUGGACGGCGAUAAGCGACCGGUGGACAGUCAGAUCAGCCCGGUAUGGGACGUGAGUGGGGGGGGCGGCUUGCACCGGUUGCACUGGCGCGCGCAGCUACCCGGGUUGAGUCUUCAGACGUUCUUUCUCGCGAAAGGGGCUGCAAACUGCCGGCCGGCACAGCGCGCGACUGUUCAGGUUUUCAAUCAGGAACCAGGCUUCGAGUGUCCCGCCCCUUACGGAUGCUCAGCGCCCAGGUCCCUGGAGUACACCAUCUCCAACGAGCAGCUGUCCGUCACGGUGGAAACCGUCAAGGGCCUGGUAACGCACGUCACUGCGCCCUCUCCCGGCGUCACGUCCGGCCAAGUCACGCUGAUCGACGAGGAGUUCGACGCGUACUACACGCAAGAAAGCGGAGCGUAUUUAUUUCUGCCGAUCGGUGAGGCGGAGGAGAUUGUCGUGGCGGGGGGGCAAGUUCUCGUAACGGAGGGACCCCUCUUCAAAGAGAUCCACAGCAAGUUCCGGACCACGUUCCCGGACCGCCAUCCUGUCGUCCGCUCUGCGCGCCUGUACGCGGGUCGCACCGUCCAGGGCUCUCUUGUCGAGAUGCACCACCACGUGGCAAUCGGGGACGCAGCCUUCGACGACCGCGAGUUCAUCGUGCGGUACAGGACGGACGUCGAGAGCGGGCCCGUCUUCCACAGCGACCUCAACGGUCUCCAGAUGGCGCGCCGGGAGACGUUCUCCAAGAUCCCCCUCCAGGGCAACUACUACCCGAUGCCCGCGCUCGCAUUCCUGCAAGACUCGACGCGCCGCUUCAGCGUGCACACUCGCCAGGCCGUCGGGGUGGCGAGCCUCAAGCCGGGCUGGCUUGAGAUGAUGAUCGACAGGCGACUCGUGCAGGACGACAACCGGGGCUUGGGCCAGGGCGUCACCGACAACCACCCCAACGAAGUCGUGUUCCACCUCACGGUGGAAGCGAAUGUGUCCCUGACAGGGCCCCUUCCGCAGCCCUGGCACCCCUCCCUCCUCUCCCACCGAGUCACCAACAGGCUCGCGCACACAGUCCACGCGUUUGUGGGCCCGCCAGAAGAUUCGGAAGCAUCCGAGAUUGGCUCCAAAUACAACGCCCUGCCCACGUGUCUUCCGUCCGACCUUGAGAUUCUGAAUCUCAAGAGCAUGAGGCCGACGAAGGAAGCGAAGACGAGUGUGCCGGGCGCGGCGUUGCUUUUGCAUAGGCGGGGUUAUGAUUGUUCAUACGGGUUGGGGAGUCUUGUGGGUGUUGCGGAUAAGCCCGCCAAGGUGGUGGGCGCUGAUGGGUUGUUCCAGCUCGAUGCUAUGUUCGCAGGGUUUGAGACGAAGCGGGUAACUAGAACCAGCCUUACGUUGAUGCACGACCAGCCGCUCGAAGCAGGGGCCGGGUUCGGGAAGACGGUGGCGCGGUUGUUGUUAGGAGGAGGUGGGGAGGAUGAUGCUGACGUGGCAUCUGCCCAAGGGCUCAGCUCAAGACAAGAUGAGCAGGGAAGGGAAGGCACGCACAGAAGGUCGCUUCAACGAGUGCUGGGCGAAGGCGGUUCGGAGGACGCCGUUCCGGGUUGGGGCGGGAGUGUGCGAAUAGGGCCGAUGGAAAUUGCAGCCUUUAAGUUAAAUCUGGUACCUAGGACUUCUUAAUCUCUAGGCCUUUGGUCUUCCAAGCUCAGGUGUUGACAAAAGGCGGGUUGGCACAGCAGUCUUGACUUCUUGUACCAUAAUGCAUUUAUGUGGCGUCGAUUUCGGGUCGUGGGAUAGUGUGUCCUGUUGUGCCCAACAACUUGUCUCUAAAUCGACCUCGAU
Molecule: messenger RNA, 4132 nt
Organism: Klebsormidium nitens
Lineage: Eukaryota; Viridiplantae; Streptophyta; Klebsormidiophyceae; Klebsormidiales; Klebsormidiaceae
Source: the annotation of a GenBank genome assembly